GCUGCUGCUGCUGCUGCUGGGCCUCUCUCAGGCCAACCCUCUCAUGGAGGAUGGAAGUGGACCAGAGAUCCUAACAGACAACCCUGAGGCUGUAGACAUCACUGAGAGAAUUCUGACCACUAAUAACGGCUCCAGUCAGUUCCUGUUGGAGGGGGACAUGGUGGCACCAACAACCAGAAACGCCAUGAUUUGCUAUAGUGCCGGGUGCUUCUGGAACAAAGGCUCCAACGGACUGGUUGAAGUGCCCUACACAGUGAGCAGUAGCUUCAGUUCCUCUGACAAGCAGGGCAUUGAAAACGCCCUCCGGGCCUUCACUUCCCAGACCUGCAUUCGCUUCGUGCCUUGGCAGAAUCAGGUUGACUUCAUCAGCUACGAGCCCAGAGACGGGUGCUGGUCCUCUCUUGGGAGAAUGGGAGGCCAACAGACGGUCUCUCUCCAAAUGGACGGCUGUGUUUACUUCGGCAUCAUUCAGCACGAGACUCUCCACGCUCUGGGCUUCCAACACGAACAAACCAGGAGCGACCGUGGCGAGUACGUCACCAUCAACUGGAGUAACAUCGACUCUAACAAUGCCUUUAACUUUGAUAGAUCAAACACCAACAACCUGAACACUCCCUAUGACUACAGCUCUGUCAUGCACUAUGGAAAAACAGCCUUCUCUGUCAACGGGAUGGACACCAUCACCCCCAUCCCCAACCCCAACGUGCCCAUCGGCCAGAGACAGGGUUGUCCACCACAGACAUCCUGA
Messenger RNA from Oncorhynchus gorbuscha (pink salmon), 748 nucleotides. Its product is annotated as high choriolytic enzyme 1-like. NCBI's taxonomy places the organism in Eukaryota, Metazoa, Chordata, Actinopteri, Salmoniformes, Salmonidae. The record is from RefSeq and is a predicted model, not a curated record. The transcript has 2 exons. The coding region runs from base 44 to 748 and encodes 234 amino acids. Gene Ontology annotation, biological process: proteolysis. Gene Ontology annotation, molecular function: zinc ion binding; metalloendopeptidase activity.